AUGGGCAACUAUGAUCUGACGACCUCUAGACCAGUAUGUCCAACGCCUCCUCUCCCACUCAUCCAAUUCUGGAAUGGCCCCCUACCAGAGGACUACCCUUGCCUGCAGACCCCGGUGGAGGAUGAGCUGCAAUGCUUGAAUCUGAGCUUGACCAUUCCCAAAUCCGUACUGGAAAGCCGUACCGAGAGCCUUCCUGUCUUCAUAUUCAUUCACGGCGGGGCCUUCGUCGGUGGUAGUCAAGCCCUUCAAAACGCUGGGCGAGAGAUGUUUGACUUGCACGACGUGGUACAGCGCAGCAUGCAGACAGGCAAGCCCAUCAUCGGUGUGACCAUCAACUACAGGGUCGGGCCGUUGGGAUUCCUUGCGUCCAAAGAACUCGCCGUCUUCAACAAGUCUCAUGGCGAGGCUGUCGGUAACUACGGCCUGCACGACCAGGCGCGAGCAAUCGAAUGGGUAUCCCGUUUCGUCGGCGGCUUUGGGGGUGACCCGGCUCGAAUUACCAUCCAGGGAACGAGCGCGGGCUCAGCGUCCUGCCACUACCUUUCCUUCUUUCCCAAUCGUCUGUUCUCUCGGGUGAUCUUAGCGAGUGGGGUUCUACCGAGCAUUGGACCACUUGACCUGGAGGCGCACCAGCAGCUGUACGAUCGGUUGGUCGCGGCAGUGGACGCCGACUCCCCGAGACCCUCGCUGGAUAUACUGCAACAAUGCCCGCCCACCGAUCUUACAAACAGUCUGAAUUUCGACGUCCUUCAUCCCCUCAUCGACGGAGAGUAUAUCCUGGACAAGUCCAUCAAGGGUGCCUCGCGGGGAGAUGAGGUCCUGCCCACCCUUUUCGGGGCCGCCGCCUACGAAGACGAUCUCGCCGCUGUUCUAUUGCAUGACAUGAAAACCAUGCAACCGAAAUCUGACACGGAAAUUCUUUCCAGAAUCCAGGAAGUCCUCUCGCCCAAUGGUAUACUGCGUGCACCGGAAUCAUUUCCCUUCGAUCAGCCAGCUGUGCUGGAUGCGUACGGAGUCACAACCACCGUAAAUUCGCCUUCCCUCGACAUCCCCGGUUGGUCCAAACUACUAGGACAUUGUAUAUUCAACGUUCCCAACCUCCAUUCCGCUCUUGUUACAUCGCAAGAAUUGCCAGGAGGCCAAGGGCGAGUCUGGCUCUACCACCAUGCGGUGGGAAAUCUCUACCCCGGGUGCCAUGUCGCGGGCGCCGCACAUCAUGGUGUCACUGACCCCGUCCUUUUCAACGUGGCCCCAGACUUGAUUGACGAAAGAUCCAGAGAGUCCUGGAUAGCGAGCGUGCAUCAAACGCAGGACACGUGGAUUACAUUCAUCAAUGGGGAUUCUCCCUGGGAUCCCCUUCGACCGGGUGCGUCUGUCCGGGAUGGUGAAGCGGCUGGUCCGGUUUUUGUGUUUAAAAACGAGGGACGAGGGGGUCAGUAUAAGGACCUGCGUGACGGGCUUGGAGCAGUGACAGCGAGGAGUACGCCUUACUGCCAUCACUCUCGAGAUCGACAAUAUCAAACUGCUCCUCCCAAUGCGACACAGACACUCCCAUUCCACACCUACACCUCCUACAAUCCACCAUCCCACAGUCCCAUGUCUCUCUUCCCCAGCCUUGAAGCCGACAGCGAUGACGUCGUGCUGCGCUCGUUUGCGACCACCUUUGCAGCCGAGUUGGCGCAUCUGAAGCAUGCCAGUCCCACCGUCGAAUCGGGCACACCCUCCUCGCAGGAGCCGUCGUGGACGCCCUCGCGCGUCGUCUUCGGCGAAGACUUCACCGAAGUCAACCGCACGCUCGUGAGCAUGCUCGCCGUGAAAUGGCUGCUCGCCGACCAGUACGACGUCUUCACCAGCGGCCAGUCCGCCAGCAACAAGCUCACCCGGGCCUCGUUCGCCCGUCUGCGCCAGUUCCUGCUGGACAGAAACCCGUCGCCCGAGGACAUCUCCGCGCUCCUCGUCGCCCUCGCCAUCGACGACAUCGGCAAGGACCCGACCCUCGCCCAAGACCUGGCGCCAAACCUGCCCACCCCGCCACAAGACCACUCCGGCCUCGUCCUGGCCGCCGCGCAAGCAGGCCUCGUCCCCGCACUGAACACCCUACCCCCAUCCAACCAAGCCGCCGUCCUCCACAACCUGGAGCUCGGCUCGCGCCUCAACAUCGCCCAGCUCGUCCAGGCCGAGACCGCCCCGGCCAGCCUGACCAUCCUCCGCGACGACCCCAACCAGCCAGACGGCUUCAGCAUCCGCGCCGUCGUCACCCUCCUCGACGUCGCCGGCGCCGCCGCCCACCGCGACCCCCGCGGCUGCGUCGUCAUGACCGAGCCCGUCUUCCAGCCCUACAUGGAAACCCUGACCAUCCUCGACGCCUUCCGCAAGGGCCACAUCCCCACUCCGCGCGCCUGCUACGACCGCAUCCUUUCCUACCGCGCCGACGUCCUGCACGCCGCCGGCUACGCGCGCCUCUCGCCUGCCUCCGCCCAGGACCGCGCCUUGCUCCGCCUGUUCUGUAUGGGGCGCGUCGCGGACAAGGAGCACGCGCGCUUGUUCCACGAGGCGCUGCAGGCGCUGGAUGCCGCGUCGCGCGAGGAUCUGGUCAAUGGGUUGAACGUCGAUGGCGUCGACGACGGCGUCGCAGUGCUGCCCUACUAUGCGCCCGGUAUCCUCGCCGAGUCGCUCCGCAAUGUGCCCGACCAGUCGGAUGCGUCCAGAGUCAGGGUCCUGAUGGCGUUUAUGCGGUUUCUUGCAAGGGUUUUUGGCGGGUCGAAGCCCACCCCUGGUGCGCCGGGUGGGUUGGUGGAGCGGGACUUGUCCUUUGCGCAGGAUAUGGUCCAUGGCGAUGCGUUUCGCGAGGAUCCGGAAAUUUUGGCUCGAAUUGAGAUGGAUCAAAAGGAGGAAAACUGA
Messenger RNA from Aspergillus terreus NIH2624, 2901 nucleotides. RefSeq lists its product as uncharacterized. Lineage: Eukaryota; Fungi; Ascomycota; Eurotiomycetes; Eurotiales; Aspergillaceae. The record is from RefSeq and is a predicted model, not a curated record. Bases 1 to 2901 code for a protein of 966 amino acids. The transcript has 2 exons.